Eurytemora carolleeae is the source of this 536-nucleotide messenger RNA. RefSeq lists its product as uncharacterized. NCBI's taxonomy places the organism in Eukaryota, Metazoa, Arthropoda, Copepoda, Calanoida, Temoridae. The coding region runs from base 39 to 521 and encodes 160 amino acids. The transcript is spliced from 6 exons. The record is from RefSeq and is a predicted model, not a curated record.
AGAUAAAUGUUAUUGCUUUCUCAGUUUAAUAUACAAUAAUGAAGAAAGGUUAUUGCCUACUAGUUCUUUUUUACUCAACCAUACUGGUUCCUGAUUGCUCGUGUGAUGAAUCCAUUUCCCUAACAGAGGAGGAUAAAAUUAAUAUUAAACUUGCAGAGAAUGUUAAUCUUGACAGCAUUGAGAUUACGUAUCCUGAUGGUGGUAAAUGUACUCUGCGGAAGGAAAUAAAAACUAGAUCCAGCUGCAGGAAUGUUACUGUCCCAGUCUGCAGAACUGUGGAGAAAAUCAGACUUCAGAAUAUUACUGAGGACUGCUCUGCUCAAGCUGAAUACUGUUAUACAACAUAUAGAACAGAGAACACGACCAAACAAACCAUUGUAUGCACAAGAUCUAUAGAGCAGGAGUGCACUGACCCAAAAGGAUCAAGUUUGCAUUGUUUUGAAAACAAUAUCGUUGAGUGCAGUACGGUUCCACAGGUAAUACGUUUUAUGUACAACUGUACAAAGCCAAAUUGUAGCUGAGUAACAACCAUUUUU